AUGCCGUCGCUCUGUGGUUUAGGAGGGUCCAAGACCGUCCAGCGCAAGCUAGUUCUUUUGGGAGAUGGUGCGUGCGGCAAGACAUCACUAUUGAACGUCUUCACAAGAGGUUAUUUCCCGACAGUCUAUGAGCCUACGGUCUUUGAGAACUACGUUCAUGAUAUCUUUGUCGACAACGUGCACAUCGAGCUUUCACUAUGGGAUACGGCCGGACAAGAAGAAUUCGACCGCUUACGAAGUCUUUCCUACGACAACACCGACGUGGUAGUCCUCUGCUUCAGCGUAGAUAGCAAGGACUCGCUAGAAAACGUGGAGAGCAAGUGGGUUGGUGAGAUUCAGGAGAACUGCCCCGGCGUCAAGUUAGUCUUGGUGGCAUUGAAGUGUGAUCUACGAGAGAACCACGACGAGGAUGACGAUGCGGCGGCUAGCGGAACAGACGGUCCCCAACGGGAGAAGAAGCCUAUGAUCGAUUACAACCAAGGUCUAGAUGUUGCGCGACGAAUCAAGGCUAUGCGAUAUCUCGAGUGCUCGGCCAUGAGGAAUCGGGGCGUAAACGAAGCAUUCACUGAAGCUGCUCGGGUAGCUUUAAGUGUCAAGCCUAGCGGCGAGAACGAAUCGAAGUGCGUCGUUAUGUAA
Molecule: messenger RNA, 636 nt
Organism: Hypoxylon trugodes
Lineage: Eukaryota; Fungi; Ascomycota; Sordariomycetes; Xylariales; Hypoxylaceae
Product: putative RHO3 protein
Exons: 3
Coding region: 1-636 (211 amino acids)
Biological process (GO): small GTPase-mediated signal transduction
Molecular function (GO): GTPase activity; GTP binding
Source: RefSeq, a predicted model, not a curated record